UGACACUGCUUCUACUGUUGUAUUUUGUGAAGAGCUAUCUACAAUCCAUGACAGCAAGACUUGAACAAUGGAGAGUUAAAAGAAGGGACACAGAGGAGUGGAUGAGGCACCGUCAACUGCCUGAAGAUCUGCAAGAUCGUGUUCGUCGGUUUGUUCAGUAUAAAUGGGUAGCUACAAGAGGUGUAGAGGAAGAAGAAAUAUUGCGUUCCUUACCCUUGGAUCUAAGGCGCCAGAUUCAGAGGCACCUCUGCCUGGCUCUUGUUCGUCGUGUCCCUUUCUUCUCCCAGAUGGAUGAUCAGCUGUUAGAUGCAAUAUGCGAAUGCCUUGUUUCAUCAUUGAACACGAAAGACACGUAUAUUGUUCGGGAAGGAGAUCCGGUGAAUGAGAUGCUUUUCAUAAUUAGAGGUGAACUUGAGAGUUCAACAACUAAUGGAGGAAAGUCAGGCUUCUUCAACUCCAUUAUGCUAAAGCAGGGUGAUUUUUGUGGAGAAGAAUUGCUAACAUGGGCCUUAGUGCCUAAUCCGAAUGUUAAUCUUCCAAUUUCAACUCGAACAGUGAAAUGCCUUAAAGAAGUUGAAGCAUUUGCACUUAAAGCUGAAAAGCUCAAGUUUGUUGCAAACCAGUUCAGACGUCUCCAUAGUAAGAAAUUACAGCAUGCAUUCCGGUUCUACUCACACCAAUGGAGGACAUGGGGAGCUUGCUACAUACAAGCUGCAUGGAGACGCUAUCGGAGGAAAAAACUAGCAGAGGAAUUGUCAAUAGAAGAGAGCUUGUACUACACACGAGGGAUGGACCAAGAGGAUGAUUAUGGUCACGAAUAUCCAGAAGCUGGUUAUGACGGUGGCAAUGCUUCGGAUCAUGCAACAGAAAGCAGUAGUCAGCAUCUUGGAGCUACAAUAUUGGCAUCAAGAUUUGCUGCUAACACCAGAAGAGGCAAGGUGCCACGGGUGGACCCUGGUGAAUCCAGCUUACGUAUGCCUAAACUCUUUAAGCCUGACGAGCCUGAUUUUUCUGAUGAUCAAAGAUGAACGCCAUAGUCACUGAUGAAUCAGUUCUUGUUUUUGGAUCGAAGUUAGAGUUAGUCUUUAGGCUGCUUGUUGCCCAGUUACUUGUUCACAGGUCACCUUUUGCUGUUUCUUGUUAUCCAAAAGAAACUGUUACUACCAAUUCAUUCACUACUACAUAGUGGUUAACUACUUCACAAAUGUAAAUAAAUUGCUUGCUUUAAUCGUAAGGACUCCUUUUGUGACACCCCGUGGU
Messenger RNA from Nicotiana tabacum (common tobacco), 1260 nucleotides. NCBI's taxonomy places the organism in Eukaryota, Viridiplantae, Streptophyta, Magnoliopsida, Solanales, Solanaceae. The record is from RefSeq and is a predicted model, not a curated record.